GGUUGGUUUCCAUGGAGCCCACGGUUGUGUCUGGCCCGCGGGGCCGCGCGCAGUGGGAGUCGGACCCGCCGUUUCCUCUGGGAUUCCACGCGCUGGACUCCGACGCGGGAGGCGGGAUCUGUCCGAACGAGAGUGGCCAGACGGGUUUGGAUUUCAGGUACGGGGACCGAGAUCACACCCCCCCUCGAGGCGAGGGAGCAAAGGUCUUCCAGGACAAGGCCGUGGAGUUGGGCAACCUCAUGCACAUCUCGGAUUUCUCUUGCGGAGAUCUGCUGUCCGCACAGUCCACAAUUUCCAAAGGGUCUCUCCAUCUAGACGAGUUGUCUUACUCGGAGAACAACGAGCGAGCUGACGAAAUCAGUGACUUGACUCUGUCGUGGUUAUUCACUCCCAAGCCCACUGAUGUGGUCGGGCAAAACUCUGCCUGUGAGGAACUGGAUCUGACACAGGAGGCCCCACCCGAGGGCUCAAAUAUCCCCAGUAGUCAGGCUUACUCUCCAUCAGACAUUUCCAAAAGGAAUACAGAGACCGACACAGUUGAUCCUUUUUUGCUGGUAGACGUCAUCGCAAAUGUGCCCACUUGCCCCCCCGCGGAGUCCAACCCAGGUGAGUUCAACCCACUGGGUGUCAAUGAGGAGCUGGUGGACCUGUCACAAGGGGACCAGGCGGGUCUCCCGCCCUCACCGAGCAGCGAGACACGCUCACCUGAAACCAGAGACAAUGGUUUAUCACCUGCUGAUCAUGUGACAGUUCUGCCUGGAACCAGCCGCACCAACGUGCAAGGUUUGCCCGACAGCUGCCUCUCACGAAACCACAUCAGCGCACCACUGGAGUGUUGUGAAGGAUCGGUGCCUUUGUUGGAUUCGGAGGUCCCAGAUUGUGACAGCGGUCCGAGCCUGUGCCCAGCCGGUCCCGACUCUGUUAUCUGCACAGGUUCGCCGCCGCAUUUAUCAUUUACAGAGGAGUCAGGGGUGGAACAUGAAGCUGCUGCUGUAAUUAGAAAUCUGACUUGUGAGAAUGACUCAUUUGCUCUGGGUUUGCCAGCUGAACCUUCGCCGCUGACUGUGCCUCUGGCUGAAGAUGCCUUCAUCCAGGGUGAUUUCACCAGCGAGACCUACUCUGUGGAGACUUUGUCUCAGGAUGUGAUGGUGGACAACAUUUGUUCUGAAGCCAGAACUCAGGGAAAUGAGUCAAUGGCUUUGGAUCUGUGCUCGACUGCUGAUGAGAUCCGCGACGAGGAAACCUGGGACUUGAAACCACGGCGGGGUGUACCGAGCGGAAGUCUUCCUGAUCCCACAACUGAACUGAGGGAAAAGGAGAGCGUGGUAGACGGCCACCAGCUCGGGGGAUCAGAUUGUCAUGAGGUAGCCUCUUUUGAUUUUUCAGUUCAGGACUUGAACAGUUCUUCUCCUGUGGCUGGAUGGACUAGUGAGCAAAAUGUGGAGACAAUUCCCCUCUCCAAGAUGGUGGCAGAUGACUCGCUGCCAAUGGUUUCAGCUGUGGACACAAGGGAGCAAGACGUCUCCCCACUAAAAGCUGUAUUCGAUGCAUUAGACCAAGAUGGAGAUGGCUUUGUUCGGAUUGAGGAGUUUAUGGAGUUUGCCGCUGCCUAUGGGGCUGAUCAGGUGAAGGAUCUGACCAAGUUCUUGGAUCCCAGUGGCCUGGGAGUUAUCAGCUUUGAAGACUUCCACCGUGGAAUUUCUGCAAUUAGCAAUGGAGGUCCAGAGCCACCACUCUACAAUGUUAACUACAGUCCAGGGGACGGAGCUGUGGGCUGUCCAGAGGAAUAUGACGAGCAAAAUGAAGUGACCGACAGUGCAUAUCUGGGCUCCGAGAGCACGUACAGUGAGUGCGAGACCUUCACUGAUGAGGACACAGGGGCCCUCGUACCCCCGGAGAUGCAUGAGGAUGUGGAGACAGACAGCGGCAUCGAGGCCACGCUGCACGACUCCGAAGAUGGCAGAAAUAGGUUUUCCCUGAACUCGGAGCUCCAUCACCAUUCCCUGGUGACGGUCAUCGGUGGAGAGGAGGAGCACUUUGAGGACUUUGGUGAAAGUAAUACCUCAGAGUUGCUACUGGAGAGCAGCGUCGAGGGGACGGAGGGGGAGGGCGACUCCCCCCUCGUGCAGCCCCUCGAGCAGGUCAAUGGCUCCUCACUUCUGUCUCCCAGUGCACCUGCUCCUCUCCCUGACUGCUUUCAGAGCUUCCUCAGGGAGGAGGCGCUGGACUUUUUCUGUAGCCAGUGUCACAAACAAAUAAGUCGUCUCGAAGACCUCUCCACUCGCCUCAAUUUCCUAGAGAUGACUAGUGCUGGUAAGAGGCUGUCGAGCAAGAAAGUAGCAAGACAUCUGCUGCAGAACAGCUCAAUGACUCUGGACACCAUGAGCGACUUAACGCGGGACAUCCUAGAGCUCGCUGACAACGACAUCACAGACAAGGUGCUCCUCCUUGAGCGACGCGUGGCAGAGCUGGAGAAGGAGUCGGAGGCGUCGGGGGAGCAGCAUGCGCGGCUGCGCCAGGAGAACCUUCAGCUGGUGCACCGGGCCAACGCUCUGGAGGAGCAGCUGAAGGAGCAGGAGGUCCACGCGGAUGAGCAACUACAGCAAGAGACCCGCCGCCACAAGGAGGCCCUGUGUAAGGUGGAGAGGGAGACGGGGCUGGAGCUAGAAAACCUGCAGGCCAGGCUGCAGCUGCUGGAUGAGGAGAACAGUGAGCUACGGUCCUGUGUUCCUUGUCUACGAGCAAACAUCGAGAGACUAGAGGAGGAGAAGAGGAAGCUGCAAGAUGAGACAGAAGCCACGUCUGACCGACUGCAAGAAGAGACGGAGUCCCGCAGGAAGAUGGGUGACAAGCUGAGCCACGAGCGCCACCAGAGCCACAAGGAGAAGGAGUGCACGCAGGAGCUAAUUGAGGAUCUACGUAAACAGCUCGAGCACCUACAGCUGUACAAGUUGGAGGCCGAAGCAAAGAGAGGGCGCUCACCUGCCGCAGGGCUGCAGGAGUAUCAGACCCGCACCCGCGAAGCUGAACUGGAGCAAGAGAUCAAACGACUCAAACAGGACAACCGCAGUCUGAAGGAGCAGAACGACGAGUUAAACGGGCAGAUUAUCAACCUGAGCAUCCAGGGAGCCAAGAACCUGAUGUCGGCCUCUUUCUCCGACUCCCUGGCAGCUGAGAUCAACUCUGUAUCUCGUUCCGAGCUGAUGGAGGCUAUCCACAAACAGGAGGAGAUCAACUACAGACUCCAGGACUACAUCGACAAAAUCAUUGUGGCCAUCAUGGAGUCCAACCCCUGCAUCCUCGAGGUCAAAUAGACACCUUGCAGCCAGAAGGCCUCUUUGAGUGAUUAAAUUACUGGAGACUUUGUCAAAAGAAGACUACCCAGAAAUAUUCUGAAAAAAAACAACACCGCGCUCAACUCAUCCAGCGCCCCCCACUAAAAAAAAAUACAGAAAUUAAUGAUUUUGAAGUCCAUGGCUGCCGGUGGAAAUACUAAGCUAUUUUUCAGUUACAUGUCCCUUAAGUUGUACUUCUUUGCGAGUGUAUGUGUUUGCCCUACUGAAAACACUUGGGUUCUGGUGACUUCCAUGUAUUUGGCCAGAGGGACCCGAGUCCCCCCCGUCGUGUUAAUGAGUGUGUGCAAAAAGAUCUGUAUCAUUCGGAGUAGCAAUCUACCCCAUCCCUCCCCCAAAACAAAGUGUCAAUGUUUGAUUGAGCUAGAAAGAAAAAAAGAAAAAAACCGAUUAGACGAUUAUACCUAAAGGCCUUAAAUGAAAGGUGAUCAAAGGAAACAUGAAUUCUAGAUACCAAACAUGCCUCAGUUCAGUCAGUGGGCUGAGAUCUCCUGAUCCAGGCUGAGUCUUGUUUCAAUCACGAGAGAGAAGCCGUAUGACGCCCUGGUCAGGAGACGAGUAGGUUCUGUCUUCAGUCAGUUAAAAGCUUGCUGUGCUGCCUACCAGUCCUCAGAACACUGUUCUGUCCUUUAGAGUUCAACUGUCUUUCCAGUGAACCCAAGUGAGGGACAUUUCCAAGGGUUGAGGAAGAGAAAUGCCCGGAGGGUACUGUGUGUGUGUGUGUGUGUAUGUGUGCGCGUGUGUGUUUGUGUGUUUAUGUGAGGGGUUUGAAAUUUCCGUUUUAGUUUUUUUGCUCUGUGUUAUUACGGUUUUGAAAAAGCUCGGUGACACCCGGAGUAAAAAAAGAAUGACCCUGUCGUUCUUGAAAGUGUCAGUCUCCCAAAUGAAGGAUCCGGGCGUUUUUGUGAUGUGCUUCAUCGUCUCGUUUAUUUUUUUUUACAAUGAAACAGGGUCCCGAGGCUCAGGUGGGCUGGAGAAUUCAAGUAGGAGAAUGAUUAUGUUUCCCAUCACUCAAACUGACUGGCUGUAACUGACAAAAUCUAACCACCUCAUCGCUUUUUAAACUCACCGAACACUUGAAAUGAGCAUUAAGGGAAAUUGAAGCAUGAUUCUGGGAAUUGUAAUGUAGAUUUUUCUCCAAGUUUAGCCCACCUGAUCCCAGUGUUCUCUUGCUGAGUGAAAGUGACGGAGAGCAAACUGAUUCAGGUUACCAACUUUUGUUUUUCUGUUUUUCUUUGCUGCACAAAUGACCUAUUGGGAGGAAAAAUGUAAUUGUGACUGAAAAAUGCUGACGUCCUGGAGGUCACGUGAAGAAUCAAAUGGUCGCAUUAAGUUUUGUUAUGAUUUCUUUAUUGUUGUUGAUAAAACUGUUUAUUACGAAGGAAGCAAAUGUACAAUUGAAUAUAUUUUGAAGUCUUGUGAAGAUGAUAGUAUGUUGGAUUUGUGGCUACAGACGCACCUGGAAAAAAAAGUUGGGGUGUGUGCACAUGCUGAAGGAGAAAAAAAACAACACAACACACUAUUCAUAACGCCAUAUUGGAUUGGAAAUAUUCAAGGAUACUACAAAAUUGUCAAGAGCUUUUCUUUCAAAUCCUGUAUUUUUUUCAGUCGUCAGGACUUGGUGUGAGCAUUUUGCUCUGACUACUGGCCAGACAGAUCUACAUAACGCAGAAGGGACAGGUGGACUCUGGUAGCAAUAAUCCUUGGCAAAAAGUGGACAUUGGUGGACAGCAGAUAAAACAAACCUGCUCUCGAUUUCCUCUGCUCAACAGAUGCAUUUUCGAAGACCGAUUUAUGGACUGACGCCGCGCUCAUCGGUUAUGCGCGGCCGCCGUACUUUUGAACAUUUCUUUGUGACUCUGAAACUGGACACGCGUGUUGGAUUUUCCUGCCGACAUCUUGACGGAUUUAAAGUUGAAGCCGAGGUGGGGGGUUUUUGUCCAUACAGAAUGGCAUUCUGCACCGGUGUGCUCAAAGGAAUUCCUAUUUUUCCACCCUGUUCACCUCUAAAUCGUAUCUCACUUCUCUUCUUCACCUGCCACUCCACGGAAAAAUGGCCUUGGAUGUAAAUGACUUGUACAUGUAAAGUUUUUUCUACACUCAUUCUAGAUUCUAGGUAUUUUUAUAGCCAGGAGAGAGAAGAGCAUUUCUUUUUCUUGUCUUAUGCUGAGAGACAGCUGCCUGUAUUCUCCUCUAGCAUGUAGCGUGUACAGUAUCUUGUUUUUUGUUUUUUUUCUUUCUCUCGUUUUAAAUCACAUGCAGAUAUUUAUUCAUCAUUCAAACACAAACAAGUCACGCUCUGUGAUCUGGUCCGCAGAAAAAAUAUAUUUGUACAUUUUUGAAUUUCACAAGGGGAGAUCACUAAUUCACAGUGGAUGAUUCUGUGGGAGAAUUUAUUGAAUUAAGAGACGCGUUUAAUGCAAAGCUAUAUUGUGAGUCUGCAUCGAAUGAACAAGCUUGAGCGUUCGUUGAGGUUGUCGCACUCUUCCAUUAUGCUGAUGCGGCAUCGAACCUCUUCAGGGUUGGGAUUUUUAGAUGUGUGGCCGAGUCUGCAGUUUCUACUGUUGUCUUCCCAGAUGGAGUCAGGUGGUGCAUGGAAACAGAUUUUUAUUGUACUUCUCUGAUUCAGUUGUUUGACCUAUGUUUUGACUGACUAACCAUAUGCUAUAAUAUCCGCCAGUGGAAUCGUAGACACAGAAAACCUCAUAUCCAGACUCGCCGAGUUCAGCGCCCUGCGUUUUUUUUUAUUGUAACUGGAGAUUUACCCCCUCAACAGAUUGAAUUAUGAAUUCUGAAUCAUUUAUGCUUUACAAAGAGGAAACAGGAUGACACCUGAACACGGCAGACGGCAGACGCAGUUAAUUCUCUCCCUGCUCUAUAUUUUUUCUCGUCAGAUUUUGACAGAUAGUUUGAGGACUAAAACAACUGGCAUCAGAUUAACUUGACGACAGGUGAGACCACAGAGCUGAUCGAACAUUCCCUUUGAGCCGAGCUGAAGGUGACCGCACUUUAACCAGAUCCAAUUUCUCCCUUUUUAUCUCCUGCUCUCAAAAAUGACCAAAGACGAGACAUUCAAACUUAAACCGAUCGUUUUAUCUAUCAGGGUCCGUGAUCACACUUGGUAACACUUUCCUGUUCUAAUCAAUCAUAAAUUGACUCUCAGCCUGCCCUAAAAGAAAAAAAAUAAGAAUCUUGCCUGCUAGUCCAAACACUGUGCCUCUGUGUCUCAAACUUUGCCUCUAAACUAACCUGAUGAUGAGCCCUGGGAAACGCACUGACCACAUGACUGUCAGUUUGUUAAAUUAUAAGAAUGAAAACUAAACUGUAAAUAUAAAUUGUCAUUUUUGUGAACUUUCUCUCUCUCUCUCUCAUGGUCCCUUCCAGUGUCCAAAGAAAGUUUGCUCAAGGCACAAACGCCACUACUUGAGUAGUGCAUGGCUUUGCCAUUAUGUGACAUGGGAAGAUAAGAGAAUAUUGUAGACGAGAAAUUAUAAAAGUUAAAUUUAUUCCUAUUUUCAAAAAUAAAUGUAUAAAUUAUAACUGUAUUGGUUACAGCUGUAUAUUAUUUUUUGAAGAUCCCCAACGAUCUAUUCCUAAUUGUUACUGGGGAAAUAGAAUUUCAGUCAUUGUAAAAAGAGAAAAUUUAAAGGUAAACAGUGAAAGUAAGAGUAGAAAAUAAAUGGAAUAAAAGGA
This is a messenger RNA of Scophthalmus maximus (turbot), 7046 nucleotides long. RefSeq names its product RAB11 family interacting protein 3 (class II) (gene rab11fip3). The record is from RefSeq and is a predicted model, not a curated record. Gene Ontology annotation, biological process: endocytic recycling; regulation of cytokinesis. Lineage: Eukaryota; Metazoa; Chordata; Actinopteri; Pleuronectiformes; Scophthalmidae. Gene Ontology annotation, molecular function: calcium ion binding. Gene Ontology annotation, cellular component: midbody; recycling endosome membrane; endocytic vesicle. Bases 12 to 3314 code for a protein of 1100 amino acids. The transcript is spliced from 14 exons.